AUGACUAUAAGAGAAGCCAGGAACAGCGACCUGAGGGCCAUGGCUGAAGUCUCAGCAGCGGCCUUCAUGGACGAGGAACUGUUCGGUGAGCUCAUGCAUCCUCACCGACAAGAGUACCCGGAAGAUUUUAUUACCUACUUUGAGAGACGGUUUCUGAGACAUUGGAACGAUCCUAAUAGUCGGUUUCUGGUGGGUCUUGACAAGACGACGGGAAAAGUGAUUGCAUGUGCGCAGUGGGAGAGACAGGGUGCCAAGGCGGCAACUUGGAGUGAAAGUCUCAAUAUAGGCACACUACUACACAGCGCAACGAAGCCGUAUCUUCAAGCUUGGGACUACAUGCGACCCAAUAGGGCAGCUGAUCCCGAGAAAGUGAAUAUCCUGGAAGAAACAUUCCCCUCGUUUGCACACCACUGGAACGAGUCCAGACAACAAAACUGGUUCCUGGACCUGUUGGCCACUCACCCGGAUUACCAAGGUCAAGGAGUUGGAAGGGAACUCGUCAUGUGGGGAGUCAACAAGGCCAAGGAAGAGAAUGUUUGCGCAUCCGUCGUAAGUGCGCUUGGCAAAGAGGUGUUUUAUGGAAGGUCUGGGUUUGUCGAGGUUGGCAGAGCGAAUAUUGGUCCCUUGGCGGCGUGUGGGAUUAAAGGCGGUGCGAUUAUGUUUUGUGAGGGUCAUGUUUCGAGGUGA
Messenger RNA from Pochonia chlamydosporia 170, 687 nucleotides. RefSeq names its product GNAT family acetyltransferase. Gene Ontology annotation, molecular function: acyltransferase activity, transferring groups other than amino-acyl groups. The transcript has 2 exons. Bases 1 to 687 code for a protein of 228 amino acids. NCBI's taxonomy places the organism in Eukaryota, Fungi, Ascomycota, Sordariomycetes, Hypocreales, Clavicipitaceae. The record is from RefSeq and is a predicted model, not a curated record.